Messenger RNA from Xenopus tropicalis (tropical clawed frog), 2040 nucleotides. RefSeq names its product F-box/WD repeat-containing protein 7-like. The coding region runs from base 205 to 1488 and encodes 427 amino acids. The record is from RefSeq and is a predicted model, not a curated record. The transcript has a single exon. NCBI's taxonomy places the organism in Eukaryota, Metazoa, Chordata, Amphibia, Anura, Pipidae.
ACUUCCUGUGUUUAUCCUCCCAGCAGCCUCCAUUCCUGGGAAACUUCCUGUGUUUAUCCUCCCAGCAUCCUCUAUUUCUGGACAACUUUUUGUUUGGAACUUCUUUCUGAGGGGCCUGGAUGUAACAAGCUCAGCACCGUGGGCACCAACAGGUCUUCAACAGGCACUAAAAUUGCCCCAGAGCGGCAGUGAGCCGGAAGCACUAUGGGUUGUGCCAGGCAGAGCAGAAUGGAAGCCGGGGAGCCCCAGGACUGUACCUCCUGGUUACCUGAUGAGUUGGCAUUGCGCAUCCUCUCGUACCUUGAUGCCAAGGAUAUCCUGCAGGUGGCGCAGACUUGCCAGCGCUGGAGAGAGUUGGCUGAGGAUGAAGGCCUGUGGCAGGGAAAGUGCAAGGCUGAUGGGAUUGAGGAGCCGCACACAGCUACAGGCUCUAGGCCCCGUCCAUGGAAAAGCGCUUACAUGAGUGAGUUCAGGAUGUCUAUCAGAUGGCCCCGAGUGAGAUGUAAAUGUGUAACGCUGGAUAUAAGUAAGAUGGAUCUGAAUUUCACACAUUGGACCUUUGAUGGGAACAAAAUGGUUUGUAUUGCAAGCGGAAAUGCAAUAAAGAUCUGGUCGACAGUUACUGGAAAACCCAUACGGGCCCUUGUGGGACACACAGAUGAAAUUUUAACAUUACGAAUGAGAGAUCACAUGAUUGUUAGUGGAUCUAAGGAUCAGACAGUAAAAGUAUGGAAUGCAGAGAGCGGGGAAUGUAUCCACACGCUGGGCGGCCAUACUGGCGCUGUCAGAUGUGUAAAUCUCCAUGAGAAAUGGGCAGCGAGUGGGUCAUGUGACGGUACCAUCAGAAUCUGGGACACUGAGACAGGGCGGUGCCUAUACAACCUAUCGCUACAACUACAGGACAUCGAAUAUAUUCGCUACGAUGGGCAACGGCUGACCAGCCUCAAUAAUGGUGACGUGAAAAUCUGGGACCCCGAGACACAGAGCCGUUUGUUCUUUUUGCCACUUCCCGAUGGCAAUAUCCGCCACUUAAAGCUGAAAGGCACAAACCUAUAUGUGGUCAGUGAGACAGGGGCGGCAACAAUGUGGGACUUGGGCACAGGGCGGUGUCUCGAUUUAGAGGAUCUGCAGUACUACAUGAAUAGGAUUGUGCUGGAGGCCGGAAUGUUCUUCUCAGGAUGCACCGACCUGCACGCAGCUUUACGGAGCAAGAAAUAUGUUAAAAAUUUUGAGAUGCUGAGAUUCAAAAGGGCAUUUUGGCUGUACGGUGUGCGACUCUGCAGGAAUAUGGGGAUAAACGGCACAGGGUUUGGGCCGGCCUGGGAUUUUCAGCAGGUGCCGAUCUGGAAUUUUGAUUGGAACUCUAUUGGCUUGAAUAGAAUUUUUUCUUAUUCUUAUCGUUUAUGUGUUUCUGAUACAAAACUCAUCUGCCUGAUAGAAGAGCCAGGUGUAGGGCUGACGGGGCUGACGCUGGACUUUCCUUGCUGAUUGGAGGAAGAGGAGACCAAGUAUAGUGAUGUGCGGGCCGGCCCGAAACCCGCGGGUCAGACAGGUGGGGCCUGAGCUCUAUAACUGCUGCAGUUUGUCAGGUUCUGCUUCUCAGUUCAGCUACACGACCCAACUACCUGCUAUAUAAGGAGUUACAAUGGGGAGUCGGAAGGGGAAUCGGGAUAAAAAUGAGAUUGGAUUUUGCAGAGAACUAAAGCUUGCCUUACACGGGGCAGAUUAGAACAAUAUCGCUCACUUUAGGUGGUCAUAUCGGGGGAAAGAUCUGCUUGUUUAGCAACCUCCCCAAACAAGCGGAUCUUAUAGAGUAUGGCCCGUCCUUCUCAUACCUGAGCUACAGGUGAGUAACAUAUGCCUAGUGGCCGUCUCUGCUAGUACCUGAAUUGAGUGAGGAGUCCCGGGAGUCUUAAAGGCGAUGUAAACCCUGCGGCACGGCGUGGCUCAACUCUCAACUACUCGGCUGUUGCCGGACUACAAAUCCCAGAAUAAUGUAACAUAUAAUGAAGGGUGUGGCAUGCUGGGAGCUGUAGUCCA